UCGGGCUGGGCGGCGGCUCCGCGAUCUCCGCCGCGAUGCUGCCGCUGCUCCGCCGCGCUUGGGCGGCCGCCGUCACCUCCUCGUCCUCUUCCUCCUGCUCCUCCCGGCCGGGCAGCCGCCGGUGCAGCCUCGGCGCCUGCUGCUCCUACCGCCUGCGAGACGCGCUGCAUCCGCUGUGGCAGAGCCCGCUGACAAUUCCCGGGGGCACCCGCCAGUCUCCCAUCAACAUCCAGUGGAGGGACAGUGUUUAUGAUCCCUUCCUGAAGCCUCUGAAAAUCAGCUACGACCCCACCACCUGUCUGCACAUCUGGAACAAUGGCUACUCCUUCCUGGUGGAGUUUGAUGAUUCUGCUGAUAGAUCAAUCAUCGUUGGAGGCCCCUUGAAAAACCAGUACAGGCUAAAGCAGUUCCACUUCCACUGGGGAGCUGUCAAUGACUGGGGCUCAGAGCACACAGUUGACUGUAAAUUUUACCCAGCAGAGCUGCACUUGGUGCACUGGAAUGCUGUGGAGUACCCGAGUUUUGAGGAAGCUGUGAUGGAAGGGAAUGGCCUGGCUGUUAUUGGAGUGUUCUUAAAGCUGGGAGCACGGCACGAGGGGCUGCAGACCCUGGUGGAUGCCCUGCCAGCAGUCAGACACAAGGACACUGUGAUCGAGUUUGAUGUCUUUGAUCCCUCGUGCUUGCUCCCUUCCUGCCCUGAUUACUGGACCUACGCUGGCUCCCUGACCACUCCUCCCCUCACUGAGUCAGUCACGUGGAUCAUUAAGAAGAAGCCAAUCGAGGUGGAUGAGGAUCAGCUGGAGGCCUUCAGGACGCUGCUGUUCUCGUCGCACGGGGAGGAGGAGAGGAGGAUGGUGGACAACUUCCGCCCGCUGCAGCCGCUGAUGGACCGCACCGUGCGCUCGUCCUUCCGCCCCCAGCUCAGCCCAUAGCAGCACCCCAGCAGCUCCCCUGCCAUCCAGCCCUUCCCUGACUGCCCCCAGGAAAGCUCUGGGGGGUUUUAGUUUUGAUUUUUUUUUUUUAAGAAGUGAUAUUAACUCUUGUUCUAAGGCAGGGGUCGAGAAGGGAUUAUUAAGGCAGUUAAAGAUAAGGACAGGAGAGAUCCUCCCCUGCUCCUUCUCUGGAUUGUUCUGUGGUUCUUCAAAUGCUCUUUCAGUGCCUUGCAUGAAUUAGUAAUCCUGGGUAAAAAUUCUUAAAGAAAGAGGAUGUGGGAAGCAAAGAAAAGUAUCAGGACUGAUCAGGUCCUUUUAGGGAAUUAUUUGAUGUCUGGGAAGAGAGCUGGAAGGGAACUAGGCUGUCUCAGAGACAUUUUAUCUUCUUCCUUUCUCCUUGGGUGAGAGGAGAAGGACAAAAAUGACUUCCAGGAUCUCUUUCCAUUCUGUUGGCUGCACAUUCCAUGUUUGAUGUGGGUGCCACAGAAUCCCAUUGUAAUGACACCAGGAGCCAGAAGAUGUUUUCCAAAACAUUUUAACAACUGUAGAAGCUUUGGCAGCUUUUGUUUUCCCCUGUUAAUAAUCUAUCAGGAGAAGGGAAUUCAAUAGUGUCUCAAGACUGGCAAGAACAGCAGAUUAGGUGAAAAUGUCCAAUUGAUCCCAGGAAACUGAUCACAUCAACAGAAGGCAAGAUUAGAUAAAGCCCAGCUGACCCUCCCAGUGGGAUUAGGAGGGCAAAAACCCAAACCAUUCCUCAAAGCAGUGCCAGGACAGUGUGGACAAAACACAGCACUGAGAAAGGGUUUUAUUUCAGUAACUCAGAGCACCAGAGCUCUCUUCAGUUUUGCCUUGAGAUGAAUUUUCCUAUAAAAACACUCACCCAGCCUCAGGACCAGUGGGGACCAGUUUGUUUUUAUUGCACCUUAUGGUAACAAGGUCCAGUGGGGUGGGAAUUGAUUUGUGGACCAAGCAGAGCUGCUGUGUGAGCUGCCAGCUCUGAGCCCUUCCCAGGAGCUGUGACCCAGCAGCCCCAUGGAUCACUGACCUCUCACAUCCCACUAAACCUAAUUUGCUCUCGGGCACUUUUCUCUCUGGCCUGUAUGCUCUGCUGUAUUUAGCAGAUUAAAUUCCUGCACCAGAUUUCUGAUGAGGAGCAGCUCUGUCUGUGUCAUCUCCAUGGGUUGUGUUUCAGGAAUCUUUUCAGGAAUCUUUCCUCCCUCUGUUUGAUUCCUGAUGGGAUUCAGUGAAGCCACAACCUGGCUUGGCAAUGCUAAAUCCAGCUUUCUAAUUGGUACUUUGGUUUUUUUUGAAGUCCAAGAAUUGAUGUCAAAGCACCUUAAUGCUUUUCAGUGUGACCUGAUG
Molecule: messenger RNA, 2294 nt
Organism: Melospiza georgiana
Lineage: Eukaryota; Metazoa; Chordata; Aves; Passeriformes; Passerellidae
Gene: CA5A
Product: carbonic anhydrase 5A
Exons: 7
Coding region: 36-932 (298 amino acids)
Cellular component (GO): cytoplasm; mitochondrion
Molecular function (GO): zinc ion binding; carbonate dehydratase activity
Source: RefSeq, a predicted model, not a curated record